UCAUCAUGUCCCAAACUCUCUCAAGUCUCAAUUUCAUAUCAAAUUAUCAAUGACAGGUUUCAUGCCCAAAUCAUCAUUUUCUAGCUUUCCGGUUCUGCCUCCUUCCCACACUUUCAUUGUCACAAUGGCAAACCCUCCACGUUUGAUCAUGAAAGAACAAUUUAUUUUGGGCGUGGUCAAAAUCGCUGCAGCAAUAAUUAGCCUAAUGUUUCUCAUUGCUGCGCUAUGCAAAUAUUGGAGAAAUUAUUCUAGCAAUGCUGGCACGACAGUUGCUGGCAGCAACUUUACCAGUACUGGUGGUGAUGUCGUUGUCCAAGUUCAACUACCAACUCCGAAUAUGAAUGACUUUGGCUUUGACUUGGUCUGAUAUUCUGAUAACGACCAAUAUACUGUACAUGUAGUCAUAUACCUGUAGGAAUGAAAGGGUUGUUUGGUCAAGGGAUUUGAGUAGUGUUGUUUGUAGCUUUUAAAAUAUGUGUGUGUGAAAAAGUAUGUAAUGUUGUUUAAAAACUAAAAAUAAAUGUUUGAAAUGUCCUACCAAACAGGCCCGAAAUCAUCCAGCACAUUUAUUAGCAAAACACGUUCAAGGUAUUGCGUAUUAUGUUACUGAAAUUAAAAAGGACUCUUGUUUCUUAUAACAUUCUCUUUAAUUCAAAUUAUGUAAUUUCUUUCAAUUCUUUUAGGUUGCGUUUGGUUCAAUGUAAAUCGAAUUUUGAGUGUAAAAUAAAUGCAGGGAAAAGUGAA
Molecule: messenger RNA, 744 nt
Organism: Quercus robur (English oak)
Lineage: Eukaryota; Viridiplantae; Streptophyta; Magnoliopsida; Fagales; Fagaceae
Exons: 2
Coding region: 50-367 (105 amino acids)
Source: RefSeq, a predicted model, not a curated record